Molecule: messenger RNA, 1425 nt
Organism: Naegleria lovaniensis
Lineage: Eukaryota; Heterolobosea; Eutetramitea; Acrasida; Naegleriidae
Exons: 1
Coding region: 1-1425 (474 amino acids)
Biological process (GO): regulation of translational fidelity
Cellular component (GO): cytoplasm
Molecular function (GO): tRNA binding; double-stranded RNA binding; nucleotidyltransferase activity
Source: RefSeq, a predicted model, not a curated record
AUGCUUCAAAACGCCUCUUCCUCUUCCUCUGAUGCGUCAUCCUUAAAUUCAUCAUCAUCAAUGGCCGAGUCAAACAAGUUGUGGAUAUCAUUUGGUGAACAUGAUGUCCAUAAUGGAUGUGUUUUAAAAGUGAGUCUAAAUUCGGAGUCCAGUAGUGAAAGUAGAAAUUCUUCCGACUCGUCGAGCUUGGAUUCCUAUUAUUAUGAACAAUGUAGUGAACAUUUAAAACACGGAGGAUUGGUUGCCUUUCCGACUGAAACAGUUUAUGGCCUCGGAGCUAAUGCUCUUGAUGAAAAGGCUGUCUAUUCCAUUUUCAAAGCAAAGAAGAGACCUCUCACAGAUCCUGUUAUUGUUCAUGUAUUGAACGUGCAAGAAGCUAAAAAGUAUAUUGUAAUUGAAGAAAAUUCUUUAUAUAUGAAAUUUUAUGAUUAUUUGGCUGAGUGUUUUUGGCCCGGCCCUCUGACCAUUGUCAGCAAGUCCAAUGAAAGCAUCAUUCCGGAUUGUGUUACGGCAUCCACAGGCUAUGUAGGAUUGAGAGUUCCAGCUCAUCCUGUGAUUCGAAAAUUAUUGGAGCAUUGCAAAUUGCCAAUUAGUGCACCAUCUGCAAAUCGAUUUGGACAUGUCUCUCCAACAACUGCUUCUCAUGUCAUGGAAGACUUGGGUUGUUACAAGAUGGAAGAAAUUGAUGGUGAAAAUGUUUUUAGAAUUUUGAUUUUGGAGAGCUCGGAACAAGAUGUCAAACAUUCGGAAUGUAGUGUGGGAAUUGAAAGUACGGUUGUUAAAAUCACUGCUUCAGAGCAAUCGAAUGUUUUGAAACUUGAAGUGUUACGAAGAGGAGGCAUCUCUGUGGAACAACUCCGAAAGUGUGCUCAAGAUUUUGUGGAGAGAGAAACACGAGAAUCAUACAAGCCAGAAAUUCUAAUUGAAACACGUCAAAAAACAUACAGUGUCAAGAUGAACGAUACAACAGCUCAAAUUGCACCUGGACAGUUAAUUACACACUAUGCACCCUAUGUUCCUGCAUACAUUUUGGAAAAUGUUGUCACAGUUCCAACGUCACAUUCCAUGAAAGAAAACCACAUGCUCGUUCCAAUUCAAGAAACGAUUAUUGUCGAUUUCGGAGGAAAAUUACAACAUUUAAGUAAUAACUGUCUAGUCUAUAAGGAUUUAUCUAAGGAUGGUGACAUUCAUGUCGCUCGAAAGAAUGUUUUUCAAGUAUUGAGAGAGUGUGAAAAGAUUGAAAGUGCUCAAGCAAUUUUACUUCCAAAUUUGUUGCAUGUUGACAUUGAACAUGCCGAUUCUCUUUUUGACCGUCUUUUUAGAGCUGCCAGUGGAACCUUUGCAUGUCUGAUCGAGGAAGAGCCAGGAAAAUAUUCAUUGGAAAUACCGAAUCGAUCAGAUGCUGCUACCAACGUUACUCAUUAA